UCAUCUGGAAGCAGAAUGUCGGGCACAGAGGGCAAAGGCGUGGUGAAGGACUCCAGGGCGCAGCCCUCACUGGGGACGGACCCCUUCGAGGACACACUGCAGCGGCUGCGGGAGGCCUUCGGCGCGGGGCGCACACGGCCGGCCGAGUUCCGGGCGGCGCAGCUCCGGGGCCUGGGCCGCUUCCUGCGGGAGCACAAGCAGCGGCUGCAGGAGGCGCUGCUGCAGGACCUGCGCAAGUCGGCUUUCCAGGCGGACUUGUCCGAGCUCAUCCUGUGCCAGAAGGAGGUGGAGCUGGCGCUCCGGAACCUGCACGCCUGGAUGAGGGACCAGCCGGUGGCCAAGAACCUGUUGACGCCGCUGAGCUCGGCCUUUGUCCGGAAGGAGCCCUUCGGCCUGGUGCUCAUCCUCAGCCCCUGGAACUACCCCGUGAACCUGAUCCUGAUGCCCCUGGUGGGCGCCAUCGUGGCCGGGAACUGCGUGGUGCUGAAGCCGUCAGAGAUCAGCCAGGCCACGGAGAAGGUCCUGGCCGAGGUGCUGCCGCAGUACCUGGACCAGAGCUGCUUUGCCGUGGUGCUGGGCGGCCCCGAGGAGACCGGGCAGCUUCUGAAACACAAGUUUGACUACAUCUUCUUCACGGGGAGCCCUCGAGUCGGCAAGAUCGUCAUGGCCGCGGCCGCCCAGCACCUGACGCCCGUCACGCUGGAGCUGGGGGGCAAGAACCCCUGCUACGUGGACGACGACUGCGACCCCCAGACCGUGGCCAACCGCGUGGCCCUGUUCCGCUACUUCAACGCCGGCCAGACCUGCGUGGCCCCCGACUACGUGCUGUGCAGCCCCGCCAUGCAGGAGCGGCUGGUGCCCGCCCUGCAGGCCGCCAUCACCCGCUUCUACGGCGAGGACCCCAGGGCCUCCCCGGACCUGGGCCGCAUCAUCAGCGACAAGCACUUCCAGCGGCUCCGGGGCCUGCUGGGCUGCGGCCGCGUGGCCGUCGGGGGCCAGAGCGAGGAGAGCGACCGCUACAUCGCCCCCACGGUGCUGGUGGACGUGCAGGAGGCGGAGCCGGUGAUGCAGGAGGAGAUCUUCGGGCCCAUCCUGCCCGUCGUGACCGUGAGCAGCCUGGAUGAGGCCGUGGACUUCAUCAACCGCCGGGAGAAGCCGCUGGCGCUGUACGCCUUCUCCCGGCGCAGCCAGGUGGUGAGCCAGGUGCUGGCGCGGACCAGCAGCGGCCACUUCGGAGGCAACGAGGGCUUCCUGUACCAGACGCUGUGGUCCAUGCCCAUGGGGGGCGUCGGCCACAGCGGGAUGGGACGGUACCACGGCAAGUUCUCCUUCGACACCUUCUCCAACCCCCGCGCCUGCCUGCUCUCCCCCGCGGGCCUGGAGAAGCUCAGGGACCUCCAGUACCCGCCCUACUCCGCCACCAAGCAGAAGCUGGUCCGCUGGGCCCUGGCCUCCCCUGGCUGCACGCUGCUGUGAGGCCGGCCUCUCGGCCCCCCAGCCCCGCCCGCCGCU
Molecule: messenger RNA, 1512 nt
Organism: Pipistrellus kuhlii (Kuhl's pipistrelle)
Lineage: Eukaryota; Metazoa; Chordata; Mammalia; Chiroptera; Vespertilionidae
Product: aldehyde dehydrogenase family 3 member B2-like
Exons: 10
Coding region: 16-1476 (486 amino acids)
Biological process (GO): aldehyde metabolic process
Cellular component (GO): cytoplasm
Molecular function (GO): aldehyde dehydrogenase (NAD+) activity
Source: RefSeq, a predicted model, not a curated record